Messenger RNA from Kogia breviceps (pygmy sperm whale), 8122 nucleotides. Lineage: Eukaryota; Metazoa; Chordata; Mammalia; Artiodactyla; Physeteridae. The record is from RefSeq and is a predicted model, not a curated record.
AUCACCUAAUUUCACAUCCUAGCAGCUAUGAUUUGGUCAAUAUCUGUGCAGAGUAUACACUGAGGCAAAGAUUAAAAACACAAAGACAAAAACCCCAAACUGAGUGGAAUAAAUAACUUGCCUUCAGGUGGAAAGAGUCUGUAUUUUUGUCGACUUUGCUUUCAUAAUACCCAUUACAUAAAAGAUUUAACAUCUCAACAUCCACAAGAAAACCCUCCCACCUAAGGAUUUUUUAAAAUAAUUAGGCACUGCCUUUAUAACAGGUGAGUUGCCCAACAGAAAGAGAUAUGACUCUGGAGUCUGCUUCUAGGUGAUAUAUAUCACUUCUGACCUUUAUUUGUUCAAAUUUGAAGAUUAUUGCUUUUCAUAUUGCCUGUGAGCCCUUGGAAGCUAAAAAUGAGAUCCAGCUAUCAAAAGAUCUAGGCAAGCUAUCUAUUCAGAAUCCUGAAAAAAAGGCUCAAGCAUUCAGACUCGAGUAUAGCCAUACAUAUUCUUUUAUUUUAUUCUUAAAAUUAUAGAAGAACGUACAUGGACUUUGGAGGAUGGUAAAAAUUGCUGUGUGACCUUCAUCAAUUUAAUUAGACCCAGCUUUUUGUUCUGCAAAAUGGAUUUAGAAAUACGUACUUCAUAAGAUGUUUGUAAAGUCUAACACAGUUCUCAUUUGUAAACUUCCCCGAGUAUUACCUGUCAUAUAAGAGACUUUCAAAUAUUCACUCUCUUUAUAAGCAAACUUGAAAAGUUAGUUGAAUAUCUUCUUGUAUGUUACAAGGAGGACAACACAAUUUGGAAAGAGAAAUGUCAGGGGAAUAUCGUUUUUUCUGAAGUGUCCAAAGUAGGAGGGUUGCUUUGUUUGUUUGGUUUUGGUUUACUUUUGUUUGAGGUCCUGCUAUAUACACACAGUUGGCUAGCCACUCAUUAUUUAUUUCUCUCUGGACUAGAGCAGCAGAGGCUGACUCCCUAUUUUCCAUUCCAACCCCAAAGUAUUAGCCCAAGUAAAUACUAAUAAUUCCAUAACUUCUGUCAGUGAAAGGUUCAGGAGUAACCAAAGAGGUAUGAGGCAAAUUUAGAAGAGAGGACACUUGCUAAGAGAUUGCCGCAUGAUAUACUAAUUUCUCUCCUACCUCUGGACUUGGUGAUUUGGGAGCCUAACUCUCAGAGGCAUAACAGCUAUUUUGUGGCUAACGUGAGAAUGAAACAAAAUCCAGGGAUGGCAGAGGGGUGUCCUUGAUGACAUCAUGGAGUUUCUGAAGCAACCAACCCUGGAGUUCACCCUGCAACUGGACUUCUUAUAUAUGAAAUGAAACAUGUCCUUGUUAUGCAAUUCUACUAUGAAGGAAGUGCCAAAAAUAAAGGAAUUCAGUCCACAGAAAUUCUCUUAUUCAAUCACAUGUAUUUAUUGAGUGCCAAGUAAAGGCUAGUCACCCUAUUAGGCUCAGGGGAUAUACUGGAGAUAAACUUAAGAGGAAACCCUGCUCUCGUGAGGCUUCUCUUCUCUUGGAAUCCAAGACCGAGGGCACGGUGCCAUCUUUGGAUCCUGGAGCUAUCGACAUAUGAGGCUGGGAAGGGACAUGAUUUUCCAACGCUGGCAGAGUUGGGUUAUGGCACCACCUCAGAGAUAGCGGCACCAGCUAGCACCUUCUCAGAAGUCUGAAUUUCAUCUCCACUGGGUGUCUCCUCUAGAUCCAGGAUUUAAAAAAUUCCAGCCUCUCCUAUUUGUUCUGCUAGGCGAAGGAAUCUCUCCCUCUAGGAGGCUGGGUGAGGUACAUCUUCUCUGUGCAUCUAUAUGUUGCCCAGGACUUCUGCUAUUGAAGCACUUAUGAUACUGUAGUGUUCAGCAUUCGGCAGCUUCUUUGGUGACCAGCUACGUCGUUUGGCAGCAGCCUCAAGUGCUCACAACUGCACAGAGCAAGGAGCAUGCUGAACAGGGAUGUUCCAGUUUAAAAAGACAGAGCUUCAAACAAAGCUGUCCAGUUUUCCAAGAACCACUUAUUGAAGAGGCUCUCUAUUCUCCACUGUAUGUUCUUGCCUCCUUUAUCAAAGUAGGUGGCCUGGAAGAAAAAAGAGCAGCAGCAGUUCCUGAGGGAAGAAUGCAUUAACACCUCAGACUGUGCUCUCUGCCAGGGCUUGCAAAGGGACCUAAGACACGGCUGGGCUGUUGGGAUAGAAUUCUCAUACCUCCCAGAGCGUCCACCUUCUCGACUCCAGCCCUACGUUGCUUUGCUCAAGAGGGUGAAGGGGAACCAGAGCGCACAAGGCAACUGACCCAGGAGGCAGAGAAGAUGGGCAUCCUCAGCGUAGACUUGCUGAUCACACUGCAGAUCCUGCCAGUUUUUUUCUCCAACUGCCUCUUCCUGGCGCUCUAUGACUCGGUCGUGCUCCUCAAGCACGUGGUGCUAUUGCUGAGCCGCUCCAAGUCCACUCGCGGGGAGUGGAGGCGCAUGCUGACCUCAGAGGGGAUGCGCUGCAUCUGGAAGAGCUUCCUUCUCGAUGCCUACAAACAGGUGAAACUGGGUGAAGAUGCUCCCAACUCCAGUGUGGUGCAUGUCUCCAAUCCUGAAGGAGAUGACAGCAGUGGAAAUGGUGCCCAUGAGAAAACAGUUGAUGGAGCUGAGUGCCACCUUCUUGACUUUGCCAGCCCUGAGCGCCCACUGGUGGUCAACUUCGGCUCAGCCACUUGACCUCCUUUUACUAACCAGCUGCCAGCCUUCAGCAAACUGGUGGAAGAGUUCUCAUCAGUGGCUGACUUCCUGUUGGUCUACAUUGAUGAGGCUCAUCCUUCAGAUGGUUGGGCGGUGCCUGGGGAUUCUUCUUUGUCUUUUGAGGUGAAGAAGCACCGGAACCAGGAAGACCGAUGUGCAGCAGCCCACCAGCUAAUGGAGCGUUUCUCCUUGCCGCCCCAGUGCCAAGUUGUGGCUGACCGCAUGGACAAUAAUGCCAAUGUCGCUUAUGGGGUAGCCUUUGAACGUGUGUGUAUUGUGCAGAGACAGAAAAUUGCUUAUCUGGGAGGAAAGGGCCCCUUCUACUACAACCUUCAAGAAGUCCGGCGUUGGCUGGAGAAGAAUUUCAGCAAGAGAUGAAAGCUAGAUUAGCUGGUUAAAGGUAUGAUUGUAAUAGAGAUUUUUUUUUUUUAAAUUAUGUAAAGACAAGGAAACUAAGAACUGAAUCCACUAUUUCAACUGAGUCCCAUUGUCUCACUGAAGGACAGGAAUUUACGUGUCAGAAGAACAUAAACCUCUAACAUCUCGAUACUACUUUCACCACUUAAAUGGCUUUUGGCUAAAUAGUAGCCCCGUUACUUCUCUUUCUGGUGAAAAGCCCUGAAUGAAAAGAUCCCAAGAUGGAGAGGAAGAAACCUUGGUUCAGCGUGUGUUCCUUUCUGCCCUGAAAAAGAAGUGAUGCCUCUGAUGCAUGCCUUGGGACCUGAAGAAAAGACUUACCUGAAUAACUCUACCAUCCUUGUUCGUAUACGGGGUAUUGCUUAGGCUUUCUUCAGCAUGAAUAGGGCCCAACUGGAUAAUUCCCAAAUGUUUACUUAUAAUGAAUCUUCAAGCCCAGGCCAUGUGGUUAGGACCUUGGUGUUUAACAUGUUAGAGUAGUCUCUGAUCUUCUGGUUUCUAGCCAUGUGGUGCUCUAUGCCAGUCUAAAUAUCCCAGAACUCGCAGCUAUAUUUGCAGAUACCAAGAAUGGUCCCUACCUGGAGGGUUAGAAUGAUCAUCUGAUAUCUGAUGGUUACUUUCUAGGCAGGUGGGGAAAAAGCGCUAGAAGAAAAUCGAAUUGACAAGCUAGGAAAAGGAGGCAGCAGAAAGAUUAGGAGGCUUCCUAGUGCUUCACCUUGCAACUGUAGAGGGUGGGACUAAUUUGUUAGUCACAGAAACAUGGAAACAUACACAAAGCUAGAAAAAGAAGAGACUCCACUAAACUAGCAUCAAGAAUAUAAGUGUGAAAUCAAUGUAUUUAUAUAUACUCCUAGAUUGAGGAGGAGAGAUGGAGAGGGAAGAGAUGCUUUAAUAUUUGUAUUACUUUUUGAAACAUGUUUGUGGUGUGUACAUUCUCAGUACGUGAAUUAUACCCCAUGAUGCUGAUGAAAGGUAAAACCAGUGGGUCCAGUGGUGCUGGUCUACCCUUCUCCAUCCCUACGAUUUUGCUCUGGUCCCACUCCUUCUUGGUCUCGGUCUCUAUGGCAGUGUUCUCUGAAUGCUGAGCUCAGCAGUAUAUAUUUUAUAUAUACACAUUCUCAGCUGCUGUGGGAUGUAGGUUCCCUGGCCAUUCAGCUGCAGCACUGUUUGUCUCCCAAAGUAGGUGAACUAUAAUGAAUGAUAGGUGAAAACAAACAAGGUUUCUUCAGGAGCAAAACGGAAGGAGAGAAGGUUUGAGACAAUUCCCUUCAAUGAUUUUGGAGGCUUUGCUAUAAGGCAGUCCUCAGUACCAUGGAAUUUGGUAAGAUGGAAUUCCCAUUAAUAUUUGAAUUUGGACUUGGAUUUUCCUUUGUUCCUCUUAGCUGAGGUAUAGUAACCUAAGCCCUCUAUAGUACAUUUUUAUAAUGCUAUUUUAAUAUAUACCAUAUUUCUCUUUAAAAUGAAGAUACUAUAAUUUUACUCAUAACUAAUAUAAUUAAUAACUAAUAUCCUAACCUCCAAAAGAAUAGACCAACCAAUUUUGUAUCUUAAUUUUUUUAUUGUAAAUUUGAGGAUGUUAUCAAAUCACAGUAUAUGGCUAUAUUUAUAUGUACAAUCAAAGGUUGCUAUGACCAUUCCAUUAAUAAUUGAAUCAUGAAAUAAAACUAAUAGAAAAAGAUAUCUAAAAUUGAAAAUAUCUUUCUGAACUAGUUGCCUGGAAUGAGAAAAAAGUGGGAACUGAGUGUACAAGAACCAAAAGUCUCUUUUUUUUUAAUGGAGCAACGUAAUAGUCAUAUCACUACGUAGUUUAUUGUUUAGAUAUUAAAGCACCAUUUUAACUGAUUAUUUUUAACCGCAACAUUUAAGUUUCCCACCUUUCUAAAUUCUACAAAAUACACCCACAAAGAAACAAAUUUUGAAAAUGUGACAUUAUCUAAUGAAUUUCUGGAAAAUCACAUUGAGAAUAGAUUAUUUCUGAGUCUUCAGUAGUUAAACUCUGUAACUCAAGGCUUAUCGGUGGACCCCACUGAUUUUUAUCUUCAAAAUGGUGUUGAGAUUUGUGUGGUACCCAGGAGAGGAAGAAUGAAGAAUUGGUGGCAGCCCACUCACACUGUUGUCCUUAAAAUUCCCCUUUGUUCUACAUGUACAAUAAGGGAACAGGAUGUUAGAGAUGCUGGUGGGGGGAUGAGAUUUGGCUAAGGCAGGCAAUGCUAGUUGUCUGGGGAAAAGGAUGAUGGGAAAUCUACCCAGCUGUGAUAUAUUUUUAAAGAAAGAGAAGGUUGUGUGUGUGCAAUUCUUCUCCCUGAGGAUAGGGCAAUGGAGAAGUGAAGCAGCGGAAGUAAACAUACAGAGGCAUAGGCUGACUAUCAGGGACAAAGAUAUGUUCAAUGGAACAUAGAAGAGUUACUGGAAGAAAGGCUUUAGUGGGCCAGAAGAGAAAGUAAAUUGACAAAGCUCAGGAAUCCUACAUUAUGUAGAAUGGCUUGGUGUUAUCAGAGUUAGGAUAAGCCUAUAAUUAUGUAACUUAUUUAUCUCAUCAUGAACUUUUAUGAUUUCCUGUGGUGUUUCUUUUAUGAACUUAACAAGAACUCAUUAUUUGAGAUAGAGGAGAAUCAAUGUUUAGCUUUUAUGUUCAGAGAAAUUAUUAGAUUGUCAAUACCCACCCUACCUAUCCUAUCUUUUAUAAGGUAUGUUCCUUUGAAGAAUUGUAGUUCCUAGUCUCACAAGGCAAAAUUUAUAAGUUAUAUAUAUAUAAACUUAUACAUUAUAAGCUUAUGUAUAUAUAAACCUAUAUAUAUGAUUUCUUCUUUUUAAUACCUAAACAUUUGCCCCCCACCCCAUAGGCUAUGUUUACAUGGAGCUAUCAGUUUAGUCUUUUAAACUGGAUUAUCUUGUCCAUUAUAGAAAUAGUUUCCAAGCAAUUUUAGGUAUUAUUAUAGCAUCUGGAUUUACUCAGACAUUUAGUGUUUGAAAGACUUAUGUCUUGGAACUAUUCAAAACUUACUUUAUUUUAUUGCUUAGAGAAAACGUUAGUGGAAUCAAGGAUGACUUUCUUGAAUGGGCAUGACUGAAAUGUCUGCACUGUAGGGUAGAAGUGUUUGAUACAGAUAUUAAAAUGUAACUGACCUCUUUAGAAGCAGGUUAGUAAUGCUGUUCUUGCUUUGCAUAGCUAAAGUUACAGUCAUUUAACUCAUAUGACUUUCGAUCUCUGGUCCUUUGUCUUCACCUUGUUGAUAGAAUGUACCCCUGAUUUUUGGUAACAUCAACUUUGAAAUGGUCUGUUGAUAUAGUUAAGUUCUCCUACCAUUAACCAGGAAAUGCUGAUUCUGUGAUCAAGGAGAGAAGAAAGGCCUGCUGUCUUUCAUUUUGCCUGAGUGUAUUUCACUUCUUGGGCUCUUGAAUAAAAAUUAUGAAAUAUGGUGAGGUCAUGCAUGGGUGCUGCCUUGAUGCAUAAAAUACCAGAGAGGUAGGUGAAAGGCAAUGUCUACGCCUUUUGGAAAACUCCCAGCUGGAUACAAGGUACCCUCAGCAUGCACUAUGGGCUAUGUCCGCAGCAAGAAGAACGCACUGAUGUGCAGGACUUCCCAUUCUGUAAAUCAUAAGAGGAUAAACAUGGACAUUUAUUCUACCUAAUUUCUUACCAGUAGUUGGAAGAUAAGCUUAAUUAGAAUCACAUGGCCAUUGCAAAAUGGAAAAUGUAGACACUAACUUUUGUCCCACUGAAGAAUUAAUAAAAACCUUUACCAGCAUUUAGAGCUUUUCAGAAUAUACCCAAUGUUAUGUCUCUGAGCAGUGGAGAUUAACAAUAAGUUUUUUAAUUCCAGGAGUUUUUUUAAAAAAUGAUACUGCCAAAAAUCAGAGCUAAAAUGUUUUUAGUUAUAUUACAACCUCCUCUGUACUUCUUCUGUUAUCUUAAAAAUAGAAGCUAAACCCAGUCUUCCUGUGUAAGUCCAGAUGGGGCAUAGUUACCAACCUCUGCUUGGUGACCCACACUGUCUUGGUAGUGUCCUGAGGUCCCCUAUGAAAGAAGGGGGACAGGGACUUGGAGAUUCAGGAAGUUGCUAACUGGGAAGAACUAGGCCCUGAGGGCUUGGUCUACUGAUCCCGGAAGAUUUGAAAAGAAACUUCUCACCUUUGAAGGAGGGCUGAUGAGUGUCAUUGAGUGACUUUAGCAAAACAUUGGGCCACUUCCUAAUGCCUUAUGUUCCGGAUAGCACUAGAAGCAAGGUCUCAGACUUAAGAUCCCGUUCUGUUCCAAGGUGAGUCUGAACCAAUAGAAAGCAAACAUGUACAGAUCUCCAAACAAUACUGCUCAUGCAAAUUGGGGCUCUCUGCCCAUCUUGGGCAGCUGCAAUAGAACUCCAGGGAGUUCAUUUAAUAUUUGUUGCAGAGACUUCGAAGACCCAGAUGUUUAAUGAAGUCACUAUUUUGGCACAAAACUCCCCUUUCCCCCCCAAAAAGCAAAUAGGUGAACACAUAAAUGAAAGAAGCCCACAGAAGGGAGUGGCAAAGAAAUAAAAUUCUUUCAAGACUUCUCUGCACCAUGUCACUGGUCGAUGCAGUUUUUGUGUAUGUUAAGAUUGGAAGAUGUGAAGACAUACGUAUCCAGUACUUUAUAACCAAAGCAAUGAGAAGAUAUUGGAUAGGGAACGUUGGCCAGUUUUGUUUAAAUUUGCGUCACAUUAUCACCAGACUCUUAUCACCAGCCCAAGUAAUCGGGCGCCCAAACAGGGAGAUUGGGAUGUGCAGAGGUUACUAGUGUGCAAAUGAUAACUACUGACGAAAGAGUCAUCGACUCAGUUAGUGGUUGGAUAUAGUCACAUUCGUUUGCCUCUGCCCGUCUUUGCCUUCCUAGCAAGGAGAAUAUUCGGGGCAUGUUGCUAUGAGUACUGGGUAAAUGUGGUGAGAAUGUGUGUGUGUAUAUCUCUGCUUCUUAGCUGCAGAAACAGAAAUGCUUUGGAGAUUAUCAGUAGAAAUCAGUUAUUAUAUUGGUGCUGAGUGGUACA